Orbicella faveolata is the source of this 1776-nucleotide messenger RNA. RefSeq lists its product as uncharacterized. The record is from RefSeq and is a predicted model, not a curated record. Gene Ontology annotation, molecular function: agmatinase activity; metal ion binding. Lineage: Eukaryota; Metazoa; Cnidaria; Anthozoa; Scleractinia; Merulinidae.
UUACCGUAUUUCGAUAUGGAUUUAUUGUUGAGAGUUGACGAAAAACCCAGACGGGAUCGGGAACCCUGAAAUUAUAUGAAAAACCCUGGGCCGUUAGACUUCCCUUUAUAAUAAUUUGGCCUCGUUCGCACCUCCAAUUCGUUCCCCCACCCCACCCCAGUUCGUAGUCACUGGUCCAGGCCCUUUCCAGUCCCUCUCCAGGACAAUCGCUGUUCUGUUGUUCUUCUAAAGCGGGGCUAAGAACAUAAAACAUGAAUGGGCAAAGCAGUGUUUUGCGUUUCUUGGUAGGUUCCAACCCACUAAGCCUGAUAAGACUCAAACCGUCUGUACAGGUUCGUCAGUUUUCUGUGUGUAGCCGUUUGAAUAAAGCCUUCAACUUUCCAACAAGUCCAAAUGACAUGCCUCGUUCGGGUGGAAUCGCGUCUAUGAUGAGACUUCCAGUUCAGAGUACUGCCGAGGGAUUAGAUGCUUGUUUUGUGGGAAUUCCAUUGGACUCGGGAGCGUCAAACCGAUCUGGAACGCGCCUUGGUCCAAGACAAAUAAGAGCAGAAUCUUGUAUGCUCCGCCCAUAUAAUAACGCCACAGGAGCAGCACCAUUUGAGUCUCUGAUGAUCGCUGAUAUUGGUGACAUUCCCAUCAACACCUACAAUCUGGCAGCCACUGUUGAUAUCAUACAUAAUCAUAUUGCAACAGUUGCUGGUCAUGGCUGCAAGCCUCUGAUUUUAGGUGGUGAUCAUACCAUCACUUAUCCAAUCCUUCAGGGAAUCAAGGAUCAAUAUGGUCCAGUCGGCCUUGUUCAUGUGGAUGCACAUUCAGACACAAGUGAUUCCAUGUUUGGUGAGAAAGUGACCCAUGGGACACCAUUCCGUCGAGCAGUGGAAGAGGGAUUGUUGGAUUGCAAACGAGUCGUACAGAUUGGUUUACGAGGAACUGGUUAUACUGGAAAGGACUAUAAAUGGGCAGAAGAGCAGGGCUUUAGACUGGUUCUUGCUCAGGAUUGUUGGCAUAAAUCUCUGGUGCCUUUGAUGGAAGAAGUUCGGCAGCAAAUGGGGAGUGGCCCAGUGUAUAUAUCUUUUGAUAUUGAUGGGUUAGAUCCAGCAUUUGCUCCAGGAACUGGAACCCCUGAGAUUGGAGGUCUGACAUCUAUACAAGGAAUUGAGAUUCUGAGAGGAUGCCGUGGAUUGAACGUUGUUGGGGGAGACAUGGUUGAGGUCUCCCCACCAUAUGACACCACAGGAACCACUGCUCUAACUGCUGCAAAUCUUUUAUUUGAAAUGCUGUCAGUGUUACCUGGGGUUAUCUACAAGGAUUAGGUGCAAAGAGUAGGAUACAAGCCUUGUAGGACAUUUAGAUCAGAGCAUAUAAGUUUAUUAUUAAUAAUGUAUGUAUUUAUGACUGGAGUUUUGAAAACGGUGUCAAGGAAAAGUUUGUUCCUUUGCAUCAAGUAAGCAACAUAGUUUGAUUUUACGACUCUUAAAGGCCUGAAAAUCACUCCAAGCGAUAAACAUAAGGAAGAAGAAUACAAAAAGGAAGAUAAAUUAAUUAAGAAAAUACGUGGAGGAUAAAAGACUGACAUUCCUUUGAAUUGUCUUAUCGUCUACGUCGGAUAAACGCUUGGCCAGUACGGUGAAAUUUUCAAUCAUUAGCGUCGUUUUCAUAAAUCCAGACAUAUUUUAACCAGCUACAUAGUAGUCUUAGUAGAGGUUAUAUUUUUAAUGAUGUAACAUUAAGAGUAUAUAGCCUACGUAGCGGGCGUUCAAACGAGUAAGAGCAGGG